CAGGACAAACAUUCGAGUAUAGAAUUAAAAAUAGCAUAUGAGAAAAUCAGGGUUUAACAGUUAAACCUUCAUGUAACCAGAAAAUUAUUUAAAGCGCCUCUUUUCCCAACCAGGAUUGGCAGCAAUAAAGAAGACAGACAUUAUUAAACUGGAGCUUAUAUGGAUCUAAACAGAUGUUCAGCAGAUUUUAAAUUUAUACACUACAGGGACUUUCAGUACAUCUGGAAUUCAUUCUAAAAACCAUGAAUUUGUCUUUGUGAAAAUGCCAUUUUGCAAUUAUGAGAAUCGUGUUUAUCAACAAAUCUCCCAGUUAGUUUCAUAAUUACCGUCCAUAAAUGAUAUCCACAUGUGAAAAGGGUCCAACAGAUAAAUUCAUCCAUCUGCUUCCAAUAUAGUUGGGAAUCAACAAAGUAAAGAAAAUGUCUUCUGUGGUUUUAGUAUGUUUUUGUUUUGCAUGAGGAAAAAAAUAAGUCAAAAUAUAAUCGGAGUUAAAGGAAAUCACGUGGUGGAUAAUCUGUAUAUCGUUAUAUUUGUUAUAUACUGUAUGUAUUUUUUUAAAUACUUUUAUUUUGUAAGAAACCCAUAUUUCCUGUUACAUCCCGUCACUUCCGGCCAAGCUCUGCCCCGUUACCAAGGAGCUCAUCUGUUGCCUGGUUACCAACAGUUUUCAGCACGCGGACAGCGACUCUCCGUUCACCGCCGUGCUGAGUUAACGAACCCGUUUAACUGAAUUUACUUUGAACUUAUUUAACUAAAAUAAAAACUGGAGCUGAUUCUCUGAGGCCAUGGCGAAUCCUCACCGGACAAACGUUCUGGUCACUUCGUGUUUGAAAACGCCGGUAGACCCGCACACCAAGGCGCCAUUAGCCUCGUACGAGCGGGAGAGAGUCCUGCCGUACACGGCCACAGCUCAUAUGGACAACCGGGACUACGAGAAGGAGCUGGAGUAUGAGGACUCGGGCUCUGACUUCUGUGAUGAGGAGUGUCUGGGGAAGGGCGACCGCAGAGCAGGAGGAGACGGCCUCGACCUGAGCAGGAUCUUCUUCUCCAACGAGGAGUACUACAGCAAACUGGAGGAGCUGAAGAAGGCCCACCUCCGCACCAUGGCCGAGCUGGAGGGCAUGUAUCAGAGAAAGCUGCAGCUCAAGCUCAUGCAGCCUUUGGACAUGACAGCGCUGGAGCCGGGGCUCAGGCUGCAGUGGUCAAACAGCAGCCCAGCAGCCUCACGCCGUCUGAGGAAGUCCCACUCUGCUGUUGAACUGAGGCGGAGUUCAGGACUGUCGGACUCAUCAGACGAAGACGAAGCUGCCAGUAACGAUGUGGAGAAAGGCCUGCUCUUCUCUCCCAAAGAGCACAUUAAGAACAUGUGGAGGGACUUCAAGCUGUCGCCUCACAGCCGCCGCCUGUCGUCCUCCUCGCUGCGCAGCCUGCCAGGACACCACAACAGACCAGGGAAGGGAAAAAGCAAGAGGAGGCACAGGGAGCAGGAGGACUGGAAACACAGGGUGACCGUCCCGAAACCUUUUCAGAUGACCCUGCGUGAGGCCGAGAGACAAAAGCGAGGCAUAAAGACGCGUUCAGAGAUCGAACUGGAGAACGCAGAGCUGCGACGGCAGCUAGAAGAACUGACAGAGUGCCAGAGGAAGUUUCGCGCCAGCCCCGUCCCUGCACACGUUCACCUCCCGCUUUACGAGGAGCUGCAGGAGCGUCAUGACGAGCGGCGGCGAAACCUGCGAGAGGAGCAGCACCAUCGAACCAUCCAGAAACCAUUCAGCUUCCUGGAGAGGGAGCGACUGAAGAAGGAGCAGAAACAGCUGCAGAACCCAAAACCACCCGAGCAGGAGAGAGUGAAACCCUUCAAGGCCAAACCUGUGCCCAAGGCCGUGUACGCAGCAGCAUCAGGGGAGCUGAUGAAGGAGGAGCAGCUGUAUCGCUCCAUCAAGAUGCAGAUGAGAGCCCAGGAGCUGCUCCACAGUGCGUCCAUGCCUCCCAGCAUGCUCACACGCCGACUCAGCGAGCGCAAGAAGACCAAAGAUGGCGGCAACACGGCUGGAGGGGAGAACUUCACCCACAGACCCCAGAUCAACAAAGAGAUACCCAACUUCGACGCCAGCUACCGGCGCUUCCAGAAAAACCUGGAGAAACGAAAGGAGGUGAGGCCGACGACCGCGUGCGAACCCUUCGAUCUGAAGACGUCACAGAUCUCCUCGCACCGCGAGCGCAUCCUGGCCGACAUCGAGAAGGAGCAGAGCAGCCCUCGGACGCUGCGCUGGCCCUACAUCAGCCCCGGGUCGGCUCAGACGCCGAACUCCAGCCUCUGUUCGUCUCUCUCCGGCAGCCUGGAGCUCCUGCCCGCCAAAGGAACAGAUGCAACCACAAAACGCCACGAGGCCGUGAGAAAGGUGCUGGAGCAGAGGAAGAAGGCGGAGGAGGAGGAGGAGCGGUGGAAGGAGAGGCAGAAGCAGAAGGAGAAGAAGCUGCAGAGGGUGGUGUUGAAGCGAGCCCAGGCCAACGACCCCCACCUGGCUCUGUCACAGACAAACCAGACCAAGCUCAGAGAAUUCAGGAAACAAGACCUCCUGCGCAGGAAGGAGUACCAGCAGGAGAUUAAAGAGAUGCAGCAGAGAGUGAAGGGGAGGCCGCUGCUGUUGGAGCAGGUUGCACAGAGAAAUGCCAAACAGGCAGCAGAGAGGCGCUACACCGACGCCCUGCACGGACUCAACCUGACCGAGGAGUUCAUCAGCAGAAAGGCCGCCAGAUCAGGAUCUGCACGCCACGCGUCCCGCUCCACUGACAGCAGACAGAGUGACCAGGACGAGUCAGACGUGGGAUACGAGCCUGUUCGCUACAGAAAGGUCUUCCUGGAUGACGACGACGUGGACGGUCCAGACGGGAGGGGACGGGGGAGAGAGGGCGAGGAGAGCGACGAGGCCUCGCUAAACCGCCGCGAUGGCGAGGACCACAGCAGCCACCGCUCAGACGACGACGAUGGCGGCGACCGCGGCGGUGACGACGAUCGCCGCUACUCUGAUGAAAGUUACCACUACUCAGAUGAUCACGAGAAUUACUCAGACGACAGCGAGCAUGAUGCCGACACUAGACAGCAGGAGGCAGGAGAAUGAUGUCAUCAAACGUCGCCAGGUUCAAAAACUCUGAUGGAGAAAACUCAUAGAGUGAAGAGGAAGCUUCUUCAUCCUGGGAUGUUAACAGGAUAUGCUGUGUUUAAAAUCCCUCCAUACGUUAAAAACACUUACUGUCUCCACAGUAACACAGCAGACAUUUAGGACUUUAAAAGGUGAAUUUGGCCAUGGUUCAUUUUAUAAAUCACAGCUGUGAUUUUCAUACUGAUGAGGGGAAACGUCUUCCAUUAAAGGCCUGUUAUCAAUGAAAAGACAGGCUCAGUAUUAACCCAGUAUUGAUGAUAUUUGAACAUUUCAGGCUUGAAGUUAUUGGUUCUGGAAUAAAUACACUUGUUUUAUACACAGGCACUUACACAGUACUGUGUGAAAGGUUUAGGCCCUAAAAGCAAAGGGAGGAUGUGUUCAAAAAUAAGGACAGAAAACAUCUCUUCACAGAAAUGGACUCAUAUUUAUUGCUCUGUGUAACUUAUUGUUCAUCUUACAGUCAUCAUGGCCUUGUUUGUGUCACACUGAACCAUCCACAAUAAAGCGACUCCUCGUUUUAUUUGGGAUUUUCCUCAGUUCUCAUUGUUCAGGUGUUAGCACAGGUCACUCUGGAGCCUAAACAGUGGGUGGGAGUUUGAGCCAGAUUGACAGCUCCACCCAGCCUAUGACAACGCGUGACGACAGCACUGCCACAGCCAAUCAGAGACCGAAGGGGCGGGUACAUAGUCCAAAUUUUACGCGGCGCGCGACGGGCCGAAACACCGAGAAUGAAUAUCCCGGUCUCAACCGGUUUCAACCGGUCCGUGGUUGGAAGCAUGAGCUUAGAGGAAGAGCAUACUUGCACGCAGUAAAACAUCUCUGCUCUCCAACAGUGUGUGCGAAUAGAACCAGAAAUAAAAACGAGACUUUCACUUCGUGAUUAUGACCCGGAAUACCGCUCUAAGUGUGACUCCGUGAAUCUGUGUUGUUAGCUUAGCUUAACGUUACAUUAGCCGACAGACCUGAAUCAUCAUUGACUUUUCCAUUAGCACGCUAGGUUGCUAUUAGCCUGGUGGGAGUCGGCUGUAGUCAGUGAUAUCUGAAGAGAGAUGUGUUUCAGAGUGGCUGAGGACAGGGAACAAUAAGCUGUGUCACCUGCGGAAAGACUUUUAGACAACGCCGAGAA
This is a messenger RNA of Lates calcarifer (barramundi perch), 4290 nucleotides long. It is a transcript of the gene fam161a, whose product is annotated as FAM161 centrosomal protein A. The record is from RefSeq and is a predicted model, not a curated record. Lineage: Eukaryota; Metazoa; Chordata; Actinopteri; Centropomidae. Gene Ontology annotation, cellular component: cilium. Gene Ontology annotation, biological process: cilium organization.